GUGCGUUGUUGUGGAGUCGUGAGAUUACCGGAAACCACUCGUACGUCGCGAUCCAGGAGUUCGUUAUGGAUAUGCAAACAGUUUCGUCCCUAGCUAGAACCUCCAUAAUAAAACCCCCUCGGCUCACAGCGCCAGGCCUCCAACGCGGUCCGAGGAAGCCAUUGAGAUUUGAGAGGCGCCGCUCGAUCUGCGCUCAAAUCCACAUCUUUUUCCUCUCUUCAAUCCUCAUCCGAUCCCUGACGAUUAGUGCGCCUAGUUGGAUAAUAAUCUCCGAUUUCUGUUUCUGUCCUCCCGACUGGAGGUUUCAAGCAACACAACAAAUCCUUGGUAAUUUCACUUGCGGGCGAGGAGGAGAGAAGAAGAAGACAAACAGCUUAUGGGCAACUCCGGAAGUAGAGCUCCUGCCCUGCUAGGAAAGACGCGUGUUCCAGAUUUUGAAUGGAAGAUUCAUGACUUCUCAGCCCUGGUUGACACCAAAGCUACGUCAGUAGUAUCUGGUCCUUUUCACUGCUGUGGGCAUCAGUGGAGCCUGAAAGUGAGUCCAAUGCAUACAAAACCUUUCGGCGGAACUCCAUAUGUUGCUCUUGGUCUUCUACUGCAGAAAAAAAUUUGCAUGGAGAAAGAUCACACCGUCCAUGCAGUGUUUGAGUUGUCAAUAUACAACCAUUCUGAUGGAAUGUAUUGUGGAGCCAAAGUCAGCCACAGCUUUGAUUUCAAGAACUACAUGUCGAACAUGGAAUGCUUGAUUCCUCUGCAGGAGCUACUGAGAUCGUCUGAUUUUCUAGUUGAUGACAGUUGUGUCUUUGGUGUGGAGAUAUUAAAACUUGAUGUCUCUUCUCCUGAAAAGAAAUCUGAUGUGGUUCAGAAGAAGGCUACCACAGUCCAGAACCUCUUUGUCCAGAAGAAGGGAUUCAUCAAAGGGACAUAUACCUGGACCAUGAACAACUUCCUUGAAUUGGACUCAAAGCACUCUGUCCGAUCUCGUUCAUUUAAAGUUGGAGGACAUGAAUGGCAUAUCUCCAUGUAUCCGUGUGGUGACAAGUACAGCACCGAUUGUCUCUCCUUGUCGUUACACCUGCAUGCUUCGGACGAUCUCCCUCCUGGGUCCGGGAUGGCGGUUGAAAUGACUCUAUCCAUCCUGGACCAAAAGAACGGGAAACACUUCAGUGUAACUUCAGGUCUCGUGGUGUUCUCGGCUUCAUCUUCAUGGGGUUGGUCCAACUUCUUUCCACUCAAGAAUCUCAGGGACCCGUCCGGAGGCUAUCUUAUUGAGUCAAAUUGCGUUGUCAAGGCAGACUUCACCAUAUUUGGGUCAUCCAAUCAUGGCUAGAGAGGACUCGGGCUUUAAACUAAUGAAGCCAAAACCGGUGAACAUCAUCUUAAGAACCUGGAGAACCCGGGUGUGUGGAAGCCAGUGACUUUUUACGAUUACUAUGAAAAGAAAAUAAAGUCAAUGUCGUCCUAGCCACACCCUUAACAGCAUACCCUGGCAACCAAGCUGAACCAUUAGUCUUUGGUCGUUUUGUUAUUAACACAGAUCAUGUUUGGUGAACCAACUUUAUUUAUUUUGUGGUUUGGUUAUA
Molecule: messenger RNA, 1583 nt
Organism: Lolium perenne
Lineage: Eukaryota; Viridiplantae; Streptophyta; Magnoliopsida; Poales; Poaceae
Molecular function (GO): protein binding
Source: RefSeq, a predicted model, not a curated record